Messenger RNA from Zychaea mexicana, 303 nucleotides. RefSeq lists its product as uncharacterized. NCBI's taxonomy places the organism in Eukaryota, Fungi, Mucoromycota, Mucoromycetes, Mucorales, Lichtheimiaceae. The record is from RefSeq and is a predicted model, not a curated record. The coding region runs from base 1 to 303 and encodes 100 amino acids. The transcript has a single exon.
AUGGCGUAUUUUUUCCCUCUCGUUCUGCCCCAUUCGCUUUUUUUGUCCCUCUUUCUUUUUCUCCUCGAUAUCGGUCCUGUCUUCGCCCUCUCUUUCUUUUUCUCUUUGCUCCCCUCGCACCUCUUUCUCUUGACAGAUACACAAACCCUGCACCUUAUCAACUGCAUGUGUGUAAAUGCCGCCGUUGCCGACGACGCAGUUGAAACAACACCAUCUCCCGUCGUCAUCAUCUACUCCAAUCACACUGGCGGCUACCACCGGUACAACGACAGCCACACCACCACAAUCGCCGCCGUCACCUAG